AUGUCCAAUCUCGACAUCGAACGCGCUGGCCGGCCGACGAACGGAAAAGUUCAUGGCGCUCAAGCGGCUGCGGCGGCAGCGGAUCCAUCGCCAUUCUAUGACGAGUCAGAUUCGAGUGUUGGGAGGGAAUGGACGGCGUGGAUCGUGCAUGUGUUCGUGGUGGCGAAUGUGUUGAUCUUCUUGGUGGUCAUGUUUAUAAACAACUGCCCUGGACAUUACAAUCCAUACGGCUCAUGCGUUGCGAAAUUUCUUCAUCGAAUAUCUUUUCAGCCGCUGCGACAGAAUCCCAUCCUUGGGCCUUCGUCAUCCACAUUGGAGAAGUUGGGUGCUCUUGUAUGGGACAAGGUUGUUAAUCAACAUGAAGGGUGGAGGCUCAUCACAUGCAUUUGGUUGCAUGCUGGUGUUAUCCACUUGUUGGCCAAUAUGCUCAGUCUGGUUUUUAUAGGGAUUCGCCUUGAGAAGCAAUUUGGUUUUGUGCGGAUAAGCAUAAUAUACCUUCUAUCUAGGUUUGGAGGAAGUAUCCUGUCAUCGCUAUUUAUCAGAAACAGUAUUUCUGUUGGUGCUUCAGGGGCUUUAUUUGGGCUUCUUGGAGCAAUUCUUUCAGAGCUUAUUACAAACUGGACCAUCUAUAGUAACAAAGCAGCAUCACUACUGACACUGUUGCUUAUCAUAGCGAUCAACUUAGCUAUUGGAAUACUUCCGCAUGUUGACAAUUUUGCUCAUAUUGGAGGAUUCGUAACUGGUUUUCUUCUAGGAUUUGUUUUGUUGCUCCGACCUCAGUUUGGUUGGGUGGAACGCCACAAUCUGCCCGCUGAAAGCCUGGUUAAAUCAAAGCACAAGGCUUAUCAAUAUGUCUUGUGUGUGAUCGCACUGCUUUUACUGAUAUCUGGGUUUACUGUUAGUUUGGUGAUGUUGUUUCGAGGGGUGAAUGGUAAUGAUCAUUGCAAAUGGUGUCACUAUAUAAGCUGUGUGCCCACCUCAAAAUGGAGUUGCGGGAAUUGA
This is a messenger RNA of Dendrobium catenatum, 1002 nucleotides long. Its product is annotated as RHOMBOID-like protein 2. Bases 1 to 1002 code for a protein of 333 amino acids. NCBI's taxonomy places the organism in Eukaryota, Viridiplantae, Streptophyta, Magnoliopsida, Asparagales, Orchidaceae. The transcript is spliced from 5 exons. Gene Ontology annotation, cellular component: membrane. Gene Ontology annotation, molecular function: serine-type endopeptidase activity. Gene Ontology annotation, biological process: proteolysis. The record is from RefSeq and is a predicted model, not a curated record.